AUGAUUGGUCUUGUAGCAUAUCGCCUUGCACUACCACCUAAACUGUCCAAUGUCCACAAUGUGUUCCACGUUUCGAUGCUUCAACGGUACCUCCAAGAUCCAGAACAUGUCAUCGACUAUGAGAACUUGGAAGUUCAAGAGGAUCUCUCUUAUGAAGAUCAACCAGUGCAGAUUCUUUAUCGUCGCGAUCAAGUUCUCCAAAACAUGACCAUAACGCUGGUAAAAGUCUUAUGGCGAAAUUAUCAUAUCGAAGAAGCUACGUGGGAAACUGAAAGUCAAAUGCGAGCCAAAUACCCACACAUUUUCGACAAUUAA
Molecule: messenger RNA, 315 nt
Organism: Camellia sinensis
Lineage: Eukaryota; Viridiplantae; Streptophyta; Magnoliopsida; Ericales; Theaceae
Source: RefSeq, a predicted model, not a curated record